AUGACAGACACCAUUCGAUUUCCAUCGGGUUUCCUGAAGGCAGCAGAUGUCAAUCCUUCUACGCUCGAGCAUUUUUGCAAUUUUCAUGCUGCGGCCAUACCAUAUCUAUUACAAAAUAAUCGAAUAUAUAUAGAUGCAACAUGUAUCUGUCUAUCAAUCCAACGUAUAGUCCUCAUCGCCGGUGCCUAUGACCACCAAUUUACCCAUCCCACCAUCCGUCACUUCAUCCCGGCCGCCACCAAUCCAACUUCACGACAUCGUUCACUACAGAUAAGCCUCGUAGCUACACCAUCCUUGCCGACCCUAAAAACUAUUAGAAAUAAAUGCAGAAAGACAGAGAAGAAAUUUACGCUCUGCUUGAAAAUUAGAGAAAAAAUAAGUCAAUUUGAUGAUGCUGGAAAAUUGAUAUUUAGAGAUUCUUAUUAG
This is a messenger RNA of Helobdella robusta, 426 nucleotides long. RefSeq lists its product as hypothetical. The record is from RefSeq and is a predicted model, not a curated record. NCBI's taxonomy places the organism in Eukaryota, Metazoa, Annelida, Clitellata, Rhynchobdellida, Glossiphoniidae. The transcript has 3 exons. The coding region runs from base 1 to 426 and encodes 141 amino acids.